UCCUCUCGGGAACCUGCAACUUCCCUCUCCGGGCAAAGGCAUCAUGAGCUGUCAGAUCUCCUACAAGUCUCGAGGAAGAGGAGGAGGAGGUGGUGGAGGAUUCCGGGGCUUCAGCAGCGGCUCGGCCGUGGUCUCCGGUGGAAGCCGGCGAUCAGGAACCAGCUUCUCCUGCUUGAGCCGCCAUGGCGGUGGCGGCGGGGGCUUCGGCGGAGGCGGAUUCGGCGGAGGUGGCUUUAGCAGUCGAAGUCUCGUUAACCUUGGAGGGUCCAGGAGCACCUCCAUUAGCGUGGCUGGAGGAGGUGGAAGCUUUGGCUCCUAUGGAGGAUUUGGUGGCAGAGGAGGUGGCUUUGGAGGCGGCCUCGGCGUUGGAGGAGGCAGUGGCUUUGGAGGAGGCAGUUUUGGUGGCGGCGGCUUUGGUGGAGGCCGCUUUGGAGGUGGUGGUGGCUUUGGAGGUUUUGGGGGUCCUGGUGGCUUCGGGGGUCCUGGUGGCUUCGGACCUGGAGGAUUCCCUGGUGGAGGUAUCCACGAAGUGUCUAUCAACGAGAGCCUCCUGCAGCCUCUCAAUGUGAAAAUUGACCCGGAGAUACAAAACGUGAAGUCUCAGGAGCGGGAGCAGAUCAAAGCUCUGAACAACAAAUUUGCCACCUUCAUCGACAAGGUACGAUUCCUGGAGCAGCAGAACCAGGUGCUGCAGACCAAAUGGGAACUGCUACAACAAAUUGAUGUGGGCACCCGUACCACCAACCUGGAACCCCUCUUCCAGGGGUACAUCAGCCAACUGCAAAGUUAUUUGGACAAGCUUUCUUCAGAAAGAAUGUCACAACAGUCAGAGCUGACCAACAUGCAGGAUCUUGUUGAGGAUUUUAAGAAGAAGUAUGAGGAUGAAGUCAACAAGCGCACAGCUGCUGAGAACGAGUUUGUAACACUUAAAAAGGAUGUGGACCAUGCCUACAUGAACAAGGUGGAGCUGCAGGCCAAGGUGGACUUGCUGAGACAGGAAGUGGAGUUCACAAAAACACUCUUUGAUGCAGAGCUGUCCCAGAUGCAACAGAGUAUCUCCGACACCACCGUCAUCCUGUCCAUGGACAACAACCGCAGCCUGGAUCUGGACAGCAUUAUCACUGAGGUCCGGGCCCAGUACGAGGAGAUUGCCCAGAGGAGCAAGGCCGAGGCCGAGGCGGUGUACCACAGCAAGUAUGAGGAGCUCAGGAUAACUGCUGGAAAGCAUGGAGACAGCCUGAAGGAGGUCAAGAUGGAGAUCAGUGAGCUGAACCGCAUGAUCCAGAGGCUGCAAGGGGAGAUUGCUCAAGUGAAGAAGCAGUGUAAGAGUGUACAAGACUCCAUUGCAGAUGCUGAGCAGCGGGGAGAGAAUGCCCUCAAAGACGCCCAGAGCAAGCUGAGUGAGCUGGAAGAGGCUCUGCAAAAAGCCCGCGAGGACCUGGCCCGGCUGCUGCGUGACUACCAGGACCUGAUGAACACCAAGCUGUCCCUGGAUGUGGAGAUCGCCACCUACCGCAAGCUGCUGGAGGGCGAGGAGUGCAGGAUGUCUGGAGACCUCAGCAGCAACGUGACUGUGUCUGUGACGAGCAGCAGCAUUUCUUCAAGCGUGGCCUCCAGGGCUGGGCUUGGAGGUUAUGGUUCUGGAGGUAGAGGGUCCAGUUCUGGAGGAGGAUUCAGCUCUGGAAGCAGCAGUUACAGCUCUGGAGGCAGAGGAUCUGGUUCCAGAAGCGGUGGUGGGAGUUAUGGCUCUGGAGGUGGCUCUCGAGGAGGUUAUAGUUCUGGAGGAGGAUACAGUUCUGGAGGAAAACGCAGCACUGGAGGCGGCUCCAGAGGAGGGUCCAGCUCUGGAGGAGGCGGUUAUGGCUCUGCGAGGGGUGGUUCUGGCUCCUGUGAAGGUGGCAGUUCCAGCGUGACCUUCUCAUUCAGAUAAGGAUGGAGUCCGCCCUUGACCCUCCCCCUCCAGAAUGCCUGUCUCUGUACAUCUGACAGCAAGUCAGAUCUUGUUAUCCACCUCUCACGGCAUUGUGGGGCAAAGGGAUGCCCAUCUAUGGUUUUUGAAAUAUUUUCAAAAGCCAGCUAACCAAUCAGCUGGAGCCAGUAACACCCUCUGUCCCAAGGGGAAGAGUCUGCAUUGUUUAGGUUUGUGCUUCCAGCCCUGCCCCCAUUCCCUGCCCCUUCUUGCAAUUGCCCUUUCGGUGGUCCUUCUCCCAGAGGGUAUUCUGUUGAGCACCCCAUCUCAAAGCCUGUGCCUUUCCCCUGGUGGUGCCCCCAGGGAAACAUGCUUCUGUGUAUAUAACCCUCUUGUUGGUUCUGCAUCUAAAGUGCUGUGGUCUUGGUGUCUGCACAAUAAACUUCAUUUGCAACUCA
Odocoileus virginianus texanus is the source of this 2367-nucleotide messenger RNA. RefSeq names its product keratin 2 (gene KRT2). Gene Ontology annotation, cellular component: keratin filament. The record is from RefSeq and is a predicted model, not a curated record. Gene Ontology annotation, molecular function: structural constituent of skin epidermis. Gene Ontology annotation, biological process: keratinization; intermediate filament organization. NCBI's taxonomy places the organism in Eukaryota, Metazoa, Chordata, Mammalia, Artiodactyla, Cervidae.